This is a messenger RNA of Ctenopharyngodon idella (grass carp), 4223 nucleotides long. It is a transcript of the gene mier3a, whose product is annotated as mesoderm induction early response 1, family member 3 a. Bases 52 to 1788 code for a protein of 578 amino acids. Lineage: Eukaryota; Metazoa; Chordata; Actinopteri; Cypriniformes; Xenocyprididae. Gene Ontology annotation, molecular function: histone deacetylase binding; transcription corepressor activity. Gene Ontology annotation, biological process: negative regulation of transcription by RNA polymerase II. Gene Ontology annotation, cellular component: nucleoplasm. The transcript is spliced from 14 exons. The record is from RefSeq and is a predicted model, not a curated record.
GUCAAUCCGGGCUCCGUCGUAAAGCCAGUUUAGUAGCCGAAAGGUACCAAGAUGGCGGAGGCUUCCUUGGGAAGUACAAGCCCAGUUGGCUCUUUGUCAUCGGAAGAUCACGAUUUUGACCCGACGGCAGACAUGCUGGUGCAUGAUUACGAUGAUGAGCGUACGUUAGAGGAAGAGGAGAUGAGGGAGAGCGAUUCAAACGGGAGUUCGGAAAUCGCAGAUCUGGAGAAGGAGGGGAACAUGCCCUUGGAAGAGCUGCUAGCAUUGUACAGAUAUGAAGCCGCAGACAGUACUGUCGGAGGGUCGAGUGCGGACAGCUCGUCUGUAGAGCUGACCGAUGAGCUGCCUGACAUGACGUUAGAUAAAGAGGAAAUCGCUAAAGAUUUGCUCUCUGGAGACGAUGAAGAAACGCAAUCUUCUGCCGAUGACCUCACACCAUCUGUGACGUCACACGAAACCAAUGAUUUCUUCCCCAGAACUCUUCGCUCUAAUGCGGUUUAUGAUGGAGACAAAGAAUCUGAGGGUGAGGAUGAUGGUUUGAACCCUGAAGACUCUCGCAAGGAGAUCAUGGUGGGAUCUGAAUAUCAGGCAGAAAUUCCUGCUCUUACCUGUUAUAAUGACCAGGAAAAAGUGUACGCAGAGGAAGAUCAGCUGCUGUGGCAGCCGGACAUGUUGCCCGAGUCUAAAGUCAAAAGCUUCCUGCAGGAUGCUCUGAGAGUGGAUGGAAAGAUGGACGGAGAUGGCAGAUGUUCUCUGGUCAGAGAUAACGAGCAGGCCUUAUAUGAGCUUUUGAAGUGUAACUACAACGUCCAGGAAGCUCUUGAACGGUAUCGCAGCAAUGACAAAUCCUCAAAGGAUGAGAUGCUUCCGUGGUCUGAAGAAGAAUGCCGGAAUUUUGAACACGCUCUUCUGUUGUACGAGAAGAACUUCCACCUCAUUCAGAAACACAAAGUCAACACGCGGACAGUGGCAGAAUGUGUUGCGUUUUACUAUAUGUGGAAGAAGUCUGAGCGAUUUGACUUUUUCGUCCAACAAAACCGAUUUGGGAAGAAGAAGUUCAGCAGUUAUCCUGGUGUUACGGAUCUGAUGGACCGGUUGGUGGAUGAGGCCGAGGGUCUGGUGGACGGAUCUGCUUCUGUGUGCUCCAGCAGCAGCGGCCGGAUAGAACCUCCAACCGAACAACAGCUCAACCUUCUCAACUCCAUCACAGCCAGUGACCUCUCUGUUCCUGUCUAUAUGAAGCCCCUCCUUCUGAAAAACACAAUAUGCUCUGAUUGGUCGGCUGGACCAGUGUGUUGUGAUUGGUCAACCAUUUUGAGCGUUUUUGGGAAAUAUCACGGCCCUUACCAUAACACGCUGACGAGCACGGUGGCGUCGGUGUGUAACCCUGCAGACGUGAGCUGUCUGGACUCCUACAACUUCUCUCCGCUGGACGGGCUUCACCGCGGGCCCCUGAGUCACGAAGAGCCGCUCAACUAUUCCAGCAACGGAGACGGCGACUGCCUCAAUCUACUCGAAACCGGCUUCUACCACUCGGACCUCGGGCAGAUCAACGUGUGCGGCGACGACUGCGAUCGGCCCCCGGCCAAGCGGCUGAAGAUGGGUCUGUCGGAACCGUUCAUAAACGACGUGUCGGUCGGAAACAGGAACAUGGGCGUAGACUUCGAAGGCCGCACGCACCAUAUCACAAGUGCCAAAAUGGCGGUUUCAGUCACUGACUUUGGCGAGGCGGGCAGCUACAUGGCCGCGCACACACUACAUCAGCACACAGCGCUGCAGUCGGAGUGAAGGCUCGCAAACCUCACGGGACUUCCUGCAAUCAAACGUGUACAUAGCCGCUUCCUGGGAUAUUGCUCCUUUUGUUUUCCGAUUAUAUACGUGUGUGUGUAUAUAUAUGUACAGAUUUUUUUUUUUUUUUUUUUACUAUGACAUCAGUGAUGUCUAAUUGUACAGACCUGAAUCUUGAUUUCUCAAGAGUUAAUACAGCCAUUUAUUUUCCAGUCUUGAAUUUUUUGGAAGUGUCAUAAACGUGUCUACGUCCGAAUACUGUGGAAAACUGAACUUGUGACAGGAGUCGUCGCAUCAAAAACUGAUCGAUCACACCUUCGGCCGACAGCAGGGGGUUUAUCCGGUCAGGUCAGCCUUUCCUCUGUGGUUCCCAUCAGUGUUUACAGGUGCCUCGGCUCACGAAUCCAGCCGUCUGAACGGCAUUUACUCUACGACCACUUGUUUUUUGUUUCGUUUUGCACCGUGAAGAAGCAGCUCUGUUUUUUUGGUGUCCUUUUCACUCAGCACAAAAACCCGGAAAAGUUCGUCUGAAUGUGUUCCGGUCGGCCCUGGGAGAUUUUCUGCUAUUUUGAACAAACAAUUUAAAGUGGUUCUAGUGAAUAUAUAGGCCCUAAAUACAGUAAUAAGUGAUUAUAGAGGUGUUAUAAAACACUGCUACGACGCGUGUAAUUUUUCUUUGCAUAUAUUUAUUAGUGUUCCUUUUGUAAUCUUGCUUUAUCAGGCGGCAUUUGAUCAGCUGGGUGUAUUUAUUGCAAUGAAGACCACUGGACUGCAUUAUGGUCACGAUUUGAGCGUUUUUGUUUCCCGAAAUGGUUGUGAAAUUACUGGCACAUGUCGUUUUGUGUUUUUUGUUCUCGAAUGUGUACAAGAGCAUUUGUUUGAUAUUUCAAGAGCGCUAUUUAUUGAAAAAAACAUUUGCAGGGAUACUCUCGAACUUCUCAGCGCGGGGGACCAAAUUGACCCGCGGUUUUACGUCUUUUCCCUUCAGUAACCAAUUAUGCAAAGCUGUACAUGAUUUCUGUUUGUCUGCCAUUGUUCAUCAUCAUCAUCAUCAUCAUCAUCAUCAUCAUCAUCAUCAUCCCUGCUUUCACUGCCUGGCGUGGCGUUCAUUUCUUCAGAACAACCCGAUCUUCGCAAAGGCCUGCAAGCGCUGACCCGACGUUAUCUAUGCAUCAAGAAUCGCUUGCAGAUUAAAACGGAUCAUUUCGAACUUGGUUUGUUCGUUUUUGUCCCUCCCCAGCUUUUUUUUUUUUUUUUUUUUUCCAAGUUUCCAGACUCUCGUAUGGCAAUAAUUUGUAAAUAUAUGUACAGAAAACCAUUUUUUUUUCUUCCUUGGCAAACAGAUUUGAACUUGAAGACUUAAAUUCUGUGCUUUUGAGUCUGCGUAUGCCACAAGAAUGCCUUCUCGACUUCCUUUACCGUUUGUUUGACUGACAUUUUUUCCCUCAUCAGAGAUUUUGCUUAAGAAGAGAGUUAUUUAUUUAUUUAUUCACUCAACUGCAAGUGGGUGUAGUGUGUUAGCGUUCUGUACACGAGUGAAGUAACGUGCGCUCCUCGUCGGACGCCGCCGUCUUCACAGGAAGUAGCGGAGCUAGCUGAAUGUACAGUAUUAUCGCAUCUUAGGGAUUUACUGAACUCGUACGAUGACAAGAAUGUCUUGCGGUUAAGGCAGAAGCCCGGUUUGCAGUGUUGCCUUAACCCUCAUUCAAAACUUGCAUGUUGAAUCGACCUGGAAAACGCUUCUGAAUGACGUACGGAGGAUUUCGGGAUGGUCGAUGUGACGUUUUCCAGGACAGUGAUCUUUUGGACGGCUUGUGCUGUGUCUGUAAAAUUGUGUUUCCUUGUAUCUGCGGCCAGAAUUCUCCAUAUUUUUUUUUUUUUGUCUUGACAUACUUGAAGGAUGUGUAUUGAUCAAUUUAAAUACAAUAUUCUCCAAUUCAGUCCUGUAGGUUGUGCAAUUCAUUUCUCCUGUCCCUCCAAGAAAUGAAAAGAGCUUUAGGAAAUUGUGUUGGUGCAGUAAUUUAUGUCCAAAGUUUGUAUAAAAAAGAAAAAAGUAAUAGCAUAAAAUUGAAAUUGUAAUGUAGUAAUGGUUGUCUGCUUCCAGGGGAAAAAAAUGUACAUUUAAAAUCCUCCCUUAUCUUUGGAAUGUUUUGCGCUUUUUAUUUUGUUUAAUAUAAAAUUGGUUUUCGUUCACUUUUAUGCUUUUGAAGGGGGGGACGCUUAUUAGUUCAAGUUCGGUUUUUCAACACUUCAUUGUAAUAAAGUUAUAGUGUUAAAUAGACAAUCAAAUGGCAAUUAAUAUUGGAAAAGGAAAUUUUAUCAUUCUUAAUGUUUGUACAUAGACACUGUUCUUGUUCUGUUGGUUUUUAUUUUGUAUUUUAUGUUGUACUUAACUGGCAAACCGUUCCAGAAAUAAAGUUCUGGAGAUAUUAUAA